UCGACGCACAGUAUGGUAGAGGGAAAGCAAGGCUGUUCCUUUGCCUAGAAUAGAAGCUUCGUCUUUUGCCAUUGCGCUCCUCUCCAUACUAGUUCAGGCAAUUCCAAAAGCCGAUCUUGAAUCUAGUUUUUCUUCCCCAUCUCAUCUUGCUUCACACCCACCGACCGGGAUUUGGGACAACCACAAGGACUCGUUGACGAGGUAGAGCUUCACCAUGGUCGCCGCAGACAACUACAAGAGGGUGUUCAGGGGGCUGGACUCGGGAGGGGACUACAGAGGGUCCAUAUCUGACAGCGUGGCGACAAACCCUGAUGGUACCGAGAUGUUACUGUAUAAUUGCGAGUACAGCAUCGGUCCACUCAAGUCCCGGUUCAUGGUGAAGAAAGGGACCAAACAUCGUCCUAUAUCAGAGAAACAGAAACAAUAUCAAUAUCUCGUUUCCCUGAACAACCAAGUCAAUGUUGUUAGCAUUGAGAAUUUCUUCAAAGAUGAGAUGGACAUUGGUUGUCUUGUGAUAGAGCCUAUUCACAUGUCAUUCCACUGCUGGCUUAGAAAAUUGCGGAAUCAACCAACCAACGAGCCAAUCACUGAUGGGCGCAUGAGCCCAACAUUAAGGAGUAUCAUUCUGAAGCUAUGUAGCCUUUUGAGCCAUAUACUCGAGCAGGGAUGGUAUCCCCGGAAGCUUAGUGUGAAUGAUCUAUACAUCAAGCUUGAUGGAUCCGGUGAACCUACACUUAAAGUUCUGCUAACUGAUGUGAAAGAAGGAAGAUCCGACACCUCAACUGCCUCAACCUGGACAUUUGUUAGAGUAUAACUAUAAGGUUUGCAAAGUCGAUCUGGUGGGUGAUUCUCUUGCCUUUUGUAACUUCAUUGGGUGCCAGACGUAUGCGGUGACACUGGAAGCAUAUCCCGACAUGUGGAAUGACGAUCACAAGGAUUCCUACCUAAGGCACAUAAUACAAGGGAACAAAAACAUGAUGGCAAUGAGAGUCCAAGCUUCAAAGGUUGACUGGCCGCUUGACGAACAUGGCGUGUUACAGCCCAUGUUGACUGCGAUCAUCAGACAUGGCAAGGUCGCAUCAUAUAAUACUUCAGAGCCGCUGGACUACAUUCGGCUUUGCCGUAAUGUCCUGAAGAAGUUCGACGUGCCAACGGACGUGGCGAAUGAGAUUAAGGACGGAGCAGGCUUUUUAAGGAAGAUGGAGGAAUGGACACCAGGAAUCUGGCCGCUGCUGUAUGAAUCAACUGGUCCCCUUUGAUGCAGCCUGGCCGUGGGCAACUGCCGAUCGAAGUCUGUCAAGAAUCGAAGCUUAGUCCGCACUCCAAGGAGUAAACUUUGUUAUGGAUUGUAUUUGUACUGAGGAGUGAUCAGGAUCCCUGCUUGUUAUGGAUUAUUUGUACUGGGUAGUAUUCACGAGGAUUAACUUUGCAUGUCCCCGUUUCUUAUGGAUUAUCACGGAGUAGUACUCCCUCCCUCCGUUCAACACUGAGCAGUAUUCACGAGGAUUAACCACGACAAGUAUUUAGGAAGCUUGUCUUCGCUUGAUGAUUAAGUUCACUUAUCCCC
This is a messenger RNA of Brachypodium distachyon (stiff brome), 1567 nucleotides long. RefSeq lists its product as uncharacterized. Lineage: Eukaryota; Viridiplantae; Streptophyta; Magnoliopsida; Poales; Poaceae. The transcript has 6 exons. The coding region runs from base 215 to 814 and encodes 199 amino acids. The record is from RefSeq and is a predicted model, not a curated record.